Pyrenophora tritici-repentis Pt-1C-BFP is the source of this 2286-nucleotide messenger RNA. RefSeq names its product transcriptional regulatory protein pro1. Gene Ontology annotation, molecular function: DNA-binding transcription factor activity, RNA polymerase II-specific; zinc ion binding. Lineage: Eukaryota; Fungi; Ascomycota; Dothideomycetes; Pleosporales; Pleosporaceae. The record is from RefSeq and is a predicted model, not a curated record. Gene Ontology annotation, biological process: regulation of DNA-templated transcription.
AUGAAUGCGCGCUGUCAGGUGAGCGAUGCCACGAUGGUCUUUGCGACCGAGAAGGUACCCAGGUACCCAGGUACUCAAGGGCGAUUCGUGGACGUGCAAGUAUUGACAGCAAUUGUCGCUUGGCCUGCAAAAUCCAACUCCAACGACAUGCACAAGCGAUGGCUUCGCGUGGGCGCGCACGCUGACUGGAGGAAUGGCACAUGUCGUGCUACGCCCACUGGCCGCGGAACCAAGCUCGAUAGUGGUGUCUGCAAGGGGGUUAGGGAAAAAGGCACACGGCCCCAGUCAGCAAAAGGUCUCAUGGGAGCAUGCUGCCAGUCCCAAACUGCCGUGGAGAUAGGUAAGCUGGGCGCUGCAGUUGGCUCUAGCGCGGCGGCAAAGCAAGCUGCAUCUAAAAUGCAUCGCCGCUCACGAACAGGAUGCUUCACAUGCCGCCUACGACGAAAGAAGUGUGAUGAAGGAAAAGCUUCUUGCCGCGCCUGCAAACACCUUGGCCUCAAGUGCGAAUACAAGAGGCCAAUGUGGUGGAGCAACAAUGAGCAAAGACGGAACCAAAAAGAAGUCAUCAAGAACAUCAUCAAGCGCACCAAGCUCAAUGAGAAGACGGCCCAAGGCGGCGCAAUGGGUACAAACACCCCACCAAGUCUCUGCCACUCAAUGCAAACCGCCGACACCUUCUCAGACGGCGUCAGCUGCACUCGCGCACCAUCAGUCGAUUCGCAGAACUCGCUGGACUACAACUUCAACCCCGCUGCGACACCCGACUUCUACAACUCGUCAAUGCCGCCGCCAAUGUUCGCCCCCAGUUUCGCGCAUCCAGGACACUACGUCCCAUACGACAUCGACAUCAAGACCGAAAGCCAGAUGUUCAUCAACGACAUUCCCACUCGACGAGACUCAACCAUAUCUAGCUACAGUCACUACCAAACCCCUCCAGCCGUCAACAACGUCUUUCCCACCGACAACUGGAUUCAGCAAGACUACUUUGAGAGUCGCCGCGAGUCCUUCACCGAGGAGCCUCUCGAAUUCCCCAUUUUUGGUUACACCACCUACGGUGCUUUUAGCCCGUCGCACCAAGCUUCGAUCCAGGUAGACGAUUGCGACAGGCACCUUCUCAGUCAUUUCUUGGAUAACAUCAUGCCUUCGGCCUUCCCAGUCCUCGAGACAAAUCAGCCUGGCGCAGCCCAACGCGAUGUCAUCAUCCCUGCAUUGGAAUCCAACAAGGCAUACCUGCACUGCUGCAUGAGCAUCUCAGCGCUACACAUGAAGACGACACAAGGCCUCACAGGAGAGCAGAUCGACCAGGACAUCCAGCGACACCGCGGUGAAACUGUCCAACAGCUCACUGCUGCCCUUUACAGCGACAGUCAGCACGGCCAGACUCUCGAGGCAGCGCUCGGAAUGAUCUUCUUCCAAUGCUCUGUUGGUAGGUUCAAUGACGGUCUUAUGGAUAUUCCGUGGCACGGCCAUUUCGAGGCAGUUCAGAACCUUGUUCACAGGCUCGAACUUCCUGCACAGAUGGUGGCAAUGAAUGGACAAGCCAACGCUCAGCCUCCCUUCAACAUGACUCUGGCUUCUUGGAUCGACAUCCUAGGCGCCACCAUGCUCGGAAGGACACCUUCAUUCGCUGACACUUACCGCGAGAAGCUCAUCGCUGACGCGUCUUCUGGCCUUGCCGAACUCAUGGGUUGUGAAGAUCGCAUCAUGUACCUGAUCUCGGAGAUCGCCUGUCUCGAGGCGCUCAAGAACGAGAACAUGGACGUUGUGCAGCUUUGCGCGCACAUCAAGCUCCUCGGCGAGCAAAUCAGCUUGACUGAGCCUCCUCAGGGAUCGCUCAACACUGCCUACACAUCGACGGGUGAAAUUCUCCCCAGGCAGCUCCGCCGAAACAUGACGGCAGUAUACCGCCUAGCCGCGCGCAUCUACCUCUGCAGUCUAGUACCAGACUUUGACCGCACCUCGCCCACAUUUGUCAACCUAGUGAGCGCACUUUGCAAGGCUAUGGAGUAUAUUCCUGCUGGACCCGAUGGAUUCGACCGCUCUUUGGUAUGGCCCCUCUUGGUCGCCGGCUCAAUCUCGGUGCCACAGUCAGGAUUCCGCAAGAUGUUUGCAGAACGCUCCGCUCUGUUGGGUGAGGGUGCCAACUUUGGAUCUUACGGCAGAGUCAAGAACCUCCUUGAGGAAGUUUGGCGAGUCAACGACGACAACCUCGCGAAGGGUAACACACAGAGUGUCCACUGGCGGGACAUGAUGCGACAGAAGAACUGGGACUUUUUGCUCAUCUAA